AUGCAAUGCAUCCUUACCGAGCCUCUCGCCUUCAACCGUUCGCUUCUUAAACCCGACGAUCGACCGUUCGGCACCCGCCAACACGAGCGGUUCCUGCUUACGAGUCAGCUCCGCGUCGGACACAUUGUCCGAAUCACCAACUCUGACGUUGGCCCCAUUUCUGCUCAAGAUUUCUGCUCCCAAGUCCCAGAGGAAUUCCACGACGACGCAACACGCAUCCUCACAGAGCUCAUCAAAGCUAUCAAGCGUCCCUGGUGGACCGCCCUCCGAACCCCUCACGUCUCCUGUGCCUCCUCCGGAGACUGGUUCAUGCUCUCGGACGACCACUAUUCCAUCUCUCAUCUAGCCCUCCGUGUCAUCGCCUACAUCCCCCCUUCCUCCGUCUCGGCUAAUGUCCACCUCGUCUCGCCAGACCAUCACAUUACCCGCACCCCAGCAAAUACUGGACUCUUCCGUCUACAGGACCUCAUAGAGGUGCACGUCAGGGACUGGUGGCUCGCAGGGCCACUUCAUACAGGUGCAGGGUUAGGAGCUAGGAUAGAUCUUCUACAGGACGGCGUCCCCAGCCUCGCCGACAUCCGCCGCCUCCUCUACUCAGCACAACCGCUCACCCACCACAGCCGAUGGACCCGCGACCUCACCCUUCCUCCUCCUCCUCUCCCUGGCCUUAAGGACCCCUUUCUCAAAGACCAGCCGAGCCGCCAACGGGACAUCCUCUUCAGACUCUACACACUCACCCUUCCCUCUAGAUCACGCUUCCAAUACUUUGAUGAUCGAGGGGUUUGCCCCCGAUGCCCAGCUGCCGUCGUCGAGACGCUACCACAUAUCUUCUUUGAAUGCUCCUCCGCUGGAAAUGUCAUCUCGGCCCUCCGCAGAGUCGCUGACCUCCGCCCCAGUCAAACCACCCCCGCCGAACACAUUUUCUUCCCGAUACAAUCACGGGUUGGACAGUCCCCCCCUUGGAAUCUACUAGUUGGAGCUGCAGUCAAGACGCUGUGGAACAGCCGUUGCGACCACAGAUACCGCAACUCCUCCUCCUCGAGCUUCGAGAUCCUGCAGCUGAUUCUAGCCCACCAGGUUCACUGCGCAUUAGCCACUCGCCUCCCCACCAAACUCGCCUCCGCUCUGCAUCACGCCCUGGUCGUGCGACCUCCAGUGCCGCCUCGCACCUUCUUUGCCGCCAAAUCGCCACCUCGCCUUCCCAUCUCCACAUCGCAACCACAACACCGACUCGCCGCAGCGAUUCGUCGCCGCCUCAUCGCCACCCACAGAGGACCUUCUCACUCCCUCACAAUGCACUACCCCUCCCUUCCCUUUGCUCCCAUUCCCCUCCAAUCCCUUCUUUUCCCUUCGCUUCCCUUCUUGACGUCCUCGUCGCACAUCCCUUCCCCUCUCCUCCCUUCCCUUCUUUUGCCCUCCCUGCACUUCCCUUCCCCUCUCCUUUCUUCCCUUCUUUUACCCUCCCUGCAAUUCCCUUCCCCUCUCCUCCCUUCCCUUUCCUUCCCUUGUUUUGCCCUCCCUGCACUUCCCUUCCCCUCUCCUCCCUUCCCUUUCCUUCCCAUCUUUUACCCUCCCUGCACUUCCCUUCCCCUCUCCUCCCUUCCCUUUCCUUCCCUUGUUUUACCCUCCCUGCACUACCCUUCCCCUCUCCUCCCUUCCCUUUCCUUCCCUUCUUUUGCCCUCCCUGCACUUCCCUUCCCCUCUCCUUUCUUCCCUUUCCUUCCCAUCUUUUACCCUCCCUGCACUUCCCUUCCCCUCUCCUCCCUUCCCUUUCCUUCCCUUGUUUUGCCCUCCCUGCACUUCCCUUCCCCUCUCCUCCCUUCCCUUUCCUUCCCUUCUUUUGCCCUCCCUGCACUUCCCUUCCCCUCUCCUUUCUUCCCUUUCCUUCGCUUGUUUGCCAUCCCUGCACUUCCCUUCCUCUCUCCUCCCUUCCCUUCCCCAUUUAUUCCCUUUCCCUUCUCUUCCCUUCCCCAUUUAUUCCCUUUCCCUUCUCUUCCCUUCCCUUCCAUUCGCGUCUCUUCACCUCCCUGCCCUAUCGUUUUUCUCCCUACCUCCCCUUUUUUCUCCCUACCUCCCCUUUUUUCUCCCUGCCUCCCCUUUUUUCUCCAUGCCUCCCCUUUUUUCUCCCUGCCUCCCCUUUUUUCUCCAUGGCUCCCCUUGUUUCUCCAUGCCUCCCCUUUUUUCUCCAUGCCUCCCCUUUCUUCUCCCUGCCUCCCCUUUUUUCUCCAUGCCUCCCCUUUUUUCUCUCUGGAUCACCAUGUAAGCAUGCCAUGCCAUCUCCUGUAG
This is a messenger RNA of Closterium sp. Naga37s-1, 2286 nucleotides long. The record is from the annotation of a GenBank genome assembly. NCBI's taxonomy places the organism in Eukaryota, Viridiplantae, Streptophyta, Zygnematophyceae, Desmidiales, Closteriaceae.